Molecule: messenger RNA, 722 nt
Organism: Peromyscus leucopus (white-footed mouse)
Lineage: Eukaryota; Metazoa; Chordata; Mammalia; Rodentia; Cricetidae
Product: shootin-1-like
Exons: 5
Coding region: 26-574 (182 amino acids)
Source: RefSeq, a predicted model, not a curated record
UUUAUCCCCAGCCCCACCCGCCAAAAUGAACAGCUCGGACGAGGAGAAGCAGCUGCAGCUCAUCACCAGCUUGAAGGAGCAAGCAAUAGGCGAAUAUGAAGACCUUCGAGCAGAGAACCAGAAAACAAAGGAGAAGUGUGACAAGAUUAGGCAAGAGCGAGAUGAAGCUGUUAAAAAACUGGAAGAAUUUCAGAAAAUCUCUCACAUGGUUAUAGAGGAAGUAAAUUUUAUGCAGAACCAUCUUGAGAUAGAGAAGACGUGUCGAGAGAGCGCUGAAGCCUUGGCCACGAAGCUAAAUAAAGAAAAUAAAACCCUAAAAAGAAUCAGCAUGUUGUACAUGGCCAAGUUGGGACCAGAUGUGAUAACGGAGGAGAUAAACAUCGAUGACGACGAUCCUGCCACCGACACGGACGGGGCGGUGGAGACCUGUGUGUCAGUUCAGUGUCAGAAGCAAAUCAAAGGUGAGUGUGGCUUCCGCCAGGACAGGGCUGCACCGAUAGCACAUCAGAAUUUCACGAGGAGUUUUGAGAAUACAUGGUGCUGGGGAGAUGGUUCAGGUAAGAGCACUUGCUGAGCCAGCAUGAGGACCUGAGUUCAAAUCCCCAGGAGUCAGCCAGUCUAGUUAGAACACCAGCUAGUCCCAGGCUUAACACAGGACCUGGUCUCCAGGGGACGAGGCACAGAAUGACGGAGCAGGACAGCUGACUUCCUCCUUGGGCCUU